UCCAAUUUAUUUUUUUUUAGUUAUGAAUAUUGCACUUUUUCAUAACUUUUUUUGUAAUUAGUAUUUUCAUUAUGUUGAAUUUUAUGUAUUAGUAAAAUAACAUUCGACGUUCGACGAUCGUGUAAUAGGAAACCGUGAUUGCAAAAUCGGAAGUUACUAAAGCUCGGAAAAUAAACUACAAAUGAAUUUUCUGUAUUAAACGCGAUUUCAGUUUGAGUGUAUCAAUUUGGGAUCAAAGCUUAAAAUGGGAUCGCAACAGAAAGAUAUAGAAUUGAGCCCCGUGAGAGUGGAAAUGGAUCCAAAUAAGCAAACGCCGGCGAACCAAAGUGGUCAAGCUAACGACGAAGAAGAUAUUAUUAUUGGACGUUUUAGGAAGAUAAGCUCGGCGAAAUCGAUGGCUGCAACAAAUGGGAAUAUCCAGUAUACUACUGAUUUGCCUAAGCCGGACGUUGACGUGGAGUCCGGGCUACAUUUCAGGGCUAAAGAAGAGGGUGAUAAAUUACUGAAUAAAGCGAAUCAUGGGGAGAUUAUGCGAAAAUCGGCCUUGACGAAAAGUAGCUUCCGUGACAUUGAGAAACCCUCAAGAUUUAAAGACCAACCAUCUGCUACUAGAUUUCAGAUGGAGGCAAAACAAGAGGAGGGUUCUGAAUCUGACGGAUCUGGUAUGGACAGCGACGAUCCUCUCACGACUACUGAUACUAAAUAUGGAAAAAGUUUCAGGCAUUUCACACGAGAAGCUCUUCCCCGUUUGGACAACUAUAGAAAUGUGCUGUCCCUGCACGCUGCGCCCCGACCGACGUUGGAUGAGCUCCACAACGCUUCGCUGUCUAGGAAGCCAGGCCAGACCCUGGAGAAGGACAUGGGUGUGAUGGCGCCGCCGUCGCCCAACGUCAAGUUUGGAUGGAUCAAGGGCGUGCUGAUGAGAUGCCUGCUCAAUAUAUGGGGGGUGAUGCUGUUUCUGCGGCUGUCUUGGGUCGUGGGACAGGCGGGGAUCGGUCAAGCAAUUCUUCUUAUAUUGACGACAUCUGUAGUGACUACGAUAACAGCGUUAUCUAUGUCUGCUAUUAGUACUAAUGGAGUCAUAAAAGGAGGCGGUACCUACUACAUGAUAUCCCGAUCGCUCGGGCCUGAGUUUGGCGGUUCCAUAGGACUAAUAUUCUCUAUGGCGAACGCGGUAGCGUGCGCUAUGUAUGUGGUCGGAUUUGGGGAAUCGCUUAUAACACUUAUUCCAGAAUCAGCUUAUAUGGUCAGCAAGAGCUGGGACCAAGCAAUCUAUGGCUGUAUAACAAUAGUCCUCCUAACUGGUAUAGUGAUAGUAGGACUAGAGUGGGAGGCGAAAGCUCAAAUAGUGCUAUUGUUCAUACUGUUAGCGGCGAUUGCAGAUUUUUGUAUAGGAGCCAUUAUAGGACCGACCAGCGAUGAUGAGAUCGCGCAGGGAUUCGUAGGGUUUAAUAUGACGGUCUUCCAAGAGAACUUAGGACCAGAUUACCGAUACUUUGAGGGAGUGGAACACAAUUUCUUCUCAGUAUUUUCAAUAUUCUUCCCGGCGGCCACUGGGAUACUCGCGGGAGCUAACAUUUCUGGUGAUUUGAAGGACCCACAAAAGUCGAUACCCAAGGGAACACUGCUGGCCAUACUGCUGACCACGAUAUCGUACGUGGGGAUAGCGGUGGUGGCGGGCUGGUGCGUGGUGCGCGACGCGAGCGGGGUGGUGGGGAACGCCACGUGUGCGGGCUCGUGUGCGUACGGUCUGCAGCAUAGCAACGAUGUAAUCAGGCUAGUAUCAGCGUGGGGUCCGCUGAUCUACGGCGGGUGCUUCGCCGCCACGCUUUCUUCCGCGCUCGCUUCGCUCGUCUCCGCGCCUAAAGUUUUUCAGGCGCUAUGUCAAGACAAACUCUACCCGUAUUUGGAAAUCUUCGCGAAAGGCUACGGCAGCAACAACGAGCCGGUGCGCGGAUAUGCGCUCACCUUUAUAAUCGCUGUGGCUUUCAUUUUGAUGGGUGGGCUGAAUCAAAUAGCGCCCUUGAUAUCGAAUUUCUUCUUGGCUGCAUACGCGCUGAUCAACUUCGCCACUUUCCACGCAAGUUUAGCGAAACCAGUGGGAUGGAGACCUACUUUUAGACUAUACAACAUGUGGCUAUCCUUAUUGGGAGCGAUAGUGUGCGUGGUGAUAAUGUUCGUGAUCUCGUGGGCCACUGCGUUAGUCACUAUCGCGUUUUUACUAGCGUUGUACUUGCUGGUGUCUUAUAGGAAACCUGAUGUGAACUGGGGAUCAACGACGCAAGCACAAACAUACAAAACGGCUCUAUCCGGAGUGCACCAACUCAACCGGGUCACGGAACAUGUCAAGAAUUACAGACCUCAAAUCUUGGUGCUCACCGGGUUCCCGGGUGAGCGGGCUGUGCUCACCGACUUCACGUAUCUACUCACUAAGGGAUUAUCUCUCAUGCUGUGCGGACAUGUUGUGCAGAGCCAAAUAAACCACCGAACCCGAGAGGCACUAACCAACCGAGCUUACCACUGGUUUUCAAAACGCAAGAUAAAGGCCUUUUAUUGCAUCGUCGAUGGAGUUGAAUUUAAAGAUGGCGCUAGUGCUCUUAUACAGGCGAGUGGUCUCGGCAAACUAAAACCGAACAUAAUACUGAUGGGCUUCAAGGAGAACUGGCAGACGUGCACGCGUGAAGAGGUCUUGGAUUACGUCGAAGUUAUGCACAAAGCCCUAGACGUGCACAUGGCAAUAAGUUUGUUACGUGUCGAGGAACGCAGUGGUGACACUUUAGAUGCUGACUUGCUAGCUGUAUUACGCGAUCUUAAUGAAAAUACUAGAGAACGUUCGAUGGGCGACAGCCUCAAGGAGUCCAAGUCGAGUGAGAGCUUGAACACGCACUCGAGAGGAAGCAGUAUGUCAGAUUUAUCAUUGGGCUCUCCGGAACAUGUAUCGCGCGAUCCCGGCGCUGCAAACAAAACAGACAAACCCAAGGAGAAUAGCUGUAAAGAUAGAAUUGCUUAUCGUCUCCUAAAGAAAUCAGUGUGCAAAAAAAUAAUGGGCGGUCGUCGUAUCGGCAUCGGGGGAACCCGUAGAGCGUCUUCCUUCACGUCGGUGGAGCAGUUCACGCGGCGGCAGAACGGCACUGUUGACGUGUGGUGGCUGUACGACGAUGGAGGCCUAACUCUACUUCUGCCGUACAUUCUGUCAACACGUCGCGCGUGGGCGUCCAGCCCGCUACGGGUGUUCACACUAGUUAAUAAAAACACUGAAAUGGACAUCGAGGAGAGGAAUAUGGCGUCCCUGCUAUCCAAGUUCCGUAUCGACUACUCCGCUCUUAAGAUGAUAUCUGACAUCACGAAAAAGCCCAAGGAUUCCACGUUGGCGUAUUUCGACAAACUCAUAGCCCCAUUCCGAACUUCGGACGAUAGCAAUGACCCAGGUGGUAUAACAGACGCGGAUUUACUAGCGGCCCGCGAGCGUACAUACCGUCACUUGCGUUUACGCGAGCUGAUCGGCGAACAUUCGGCCGGCGCUCGGCUCGUGUGUGUCACACAGCCCAUGCCACGACGGCGCGGUGUGCCCGCACCUUUAUAUAUGGCUUGGUUGAGUGCUAUAGCCACUGCUGCUAGACAAGUGUUAUUGGUUAGGGGCAAUCAUGCCGCGGUGUUGACUUUCUACUCGUAGAAAGAUAAAUUGGGUGUAGUGUAAUGUGGCCGCACCUUUAGAGUCACGACUACCAGGCAAAAGUCGUUUAUGUUUAGCAUGGUGUGGCUAUACCUUUUUGGCCUGGAUCAUCAUCAGUAACUACUAUAUAAUUUGAACUGUAAGCCUGGCUCGCCCGCCUAUGUUAUUAUAAUUACCAACUACUAUAUCAUUUAUAAGAGCAAGCUCCCAAGUGGUGUGUCACGCAGCAUGCUGAGACGGCGCGGUGUGCCCGCACCUUUAUAUAUGGCUUGGUUGAGUGCUAUAGCCACUGCUGCUAGACAAGUGUUGCUGGUUAGGGGCAAUCAUGCGGCUGUACUGACAUUCUACUCGUAGAAAUAUGGAAUAGUUAGGGUGUGGUGUGGCCGCACCUUUAUAAUACAACAUACUACUACUAUAAUACUACUACGUCAAAGCUAAUGUUCCACUCGUUUAUGUUUAGCAUGGUGUGGUCGCAUCUUUAUUGACUGGUUCGACCACGUUUGUGACCUGGAUCAUUUCUAAGUACAUUUGAAUUGUAAGCAUAUCUCGCCCACCUAUGUUAUUAUAAUUACUAACUACCAACCACGACCGAGCUCCCAAGUGGUGUGUCACAACCCAUGCCGAGACGGUGUGCCCGCACCUUUAUAUUCAAAUUUUCAACACAGUAUGACUGCACCUUUGCCCCUUUAUUCCUGUGAAACUACUAUAUAUACCCUUUCCUAGUAAAUGUACAAAAAAGUACUAUAUAGCUUGACCAUUAAAAGGGCUAAAGUACACCUUAAUUCCUCAUAUAAUUUCUUACUAUAAUCUAUGAAUUAGACUAUGGUUUAAGAACACGAUUUUCUUUCGCAGAACGAUCUAGAGAACUUACUAGUAACUAGGCCUUUACUUGUAAAAAAAUCAUUUAAAUUUUAUUAAUAUAAUUGAUCAUCUCUUUUAUUGAAAGUUAAUUUCACUAAAAACUGAAAAUUAUCUAGUUUAAACAUUGAUUUAUAGUGUUUAUAAGUAAGGCGCCUAGUUAUCUAACCAAUCUUUUGUCUCGCUCGCACUUAUGCUUUUGCACAUAAGAAAAAGCGAGACAAAGCAUUAGUUGUGCAACUGAUGUACGAAGUUGUCAGUAAGAAUAUAUAUCAACAAGUCAUUUAUAUGAUUUUUGAGUUUAUAUAAUAGCGAAACUAUUUACCCAAUGACGCAGUGGUUACACUUAGCUAAUUUUAUAUUAAGUGGGUUCGAUUCCCAGCAAGUGUGAUUAUACGUAUCUGUAUUGGCGAAUUUUACAAUUUUUUCUAAUGUAAUUUGUAAUGUUUUUACAAAUUUGUACGAUUUUAAUAUAUUGGAAAAGCCUUUAUUGUGCCUAAAUUUUUGAACUAUGUAUUUAUGUAUUUUUAAAAAUUGACUUUGUAUGGGAAUCUCGAAAUUCUAAUGAAAUCUCGUUUAGAUGUAAUUUUAUUAGGUUUUAAAUUAGUUUUAAUAAAAAUGAGUGAAUUUUACAAUUUCUCUAAGGAAGUAACAUUUUAAUAAAAUAAAUAAUUGCUUGAUAUUAAAUUGCAAAUGUCGACCAGCGAAUUAACAUACGUUCGUAGUUUUUAUUAUUUAUUUUACUAAAUAAUUAAUUUAAUAUUAAAUUAAUUGUAAUUAAUUUUCUUUUAAUGAAAACGUAUACGAUCCAUAUUGAAUAAUACUGAAGGAUAUCUUGAAAGUCGGACUAAGAUAUAUUAAAAUUUGUUUAUAAGCUGUUUGUUAUAAUAAUUGUAAAAUAUCUGAUGUAAUUAACAAGCUGUUAUUUACAGAAAUUUCAUCACGAUUUGUUAAGUCCUUUUGAACAUUAGACACUACAAACAUCGCGAAAGAAUAUUACGAGUAAAUAAUUAAUAUAUUUUAUCCGACUUUAAUCAUGUAGCCGUUUUUUACUUUGUAAGAUGAAUCGGACUUGUUCAAUGUUUAGGAAAAUAUUAACAAUAUGAAUAAAAUAAUCUAAAGCAGAUUCGUUUUUUUUCACAAUCUGUUCAGUUUAUCUCAGCAUUGAACUAAGCCCGUACUUAGAUAAUUUCAAUUUAUGUUGCAGUGCAAGUUUAGAAUAUAUUCGUUUGAUUAAAUGUCUAGUUAAUUGUCAUUCUUAACUUCAGAGUGCUGUUGUUUUUGUAUUAAAAUAUAAUUUGAUAAAUCCUUAUUGUUUUUAUUUGUGUUCGAUAAAAUUAUCGUUUCAGUGAUAUGAGUUUAACAACAUUUAAUUAUGUUUACAAAGUAACUGUCGUAUCAUGUCUCAGUAUUCGAUUAAUAAUAAGUUUAACUAAAAUGUAUUAAAAAGAUCUGUUUAACACAUGAAUGUUUUGUUUUUAUUUCACACAUUAUAAUUAUAUUUCUUUACAUUUCAAUAAUAAUUAAUUUUAUGAAAUUAACUAGAUAUUGAAUGAAAUACCACAUUCCUGUAUGGACUGCAACACCGAAUACUAUCCUACAGUACCUGAUUACAUAACUCUAUAGUUACCUGCUAAUUACGCUGUUAUUUAUUACCUAUUGUUUGUACUAGAUACAAUAUUAAUAAAUGAUACGAAAGUCA
Colias croceus (clouded yellow) is the source of this 6233-nucleotide messenger RNA. It is a transcript of the gene Ncc69, whose product is annotated as solute carrier family 12 member 2. Gene Ontology annotation, cellular component: membrane. The record is from RefSeq and is a predicted model, not a curated record. Gene Ontology annotation, molecular function: sodium:potassium:chloride symporter activity. The transcript has 26 exons. Bases 245 to 3673 code for a protein of 1142 amino acids. Gene Ontology annotation, biological process: potassium ion homeostasis; potassium ion import across plasma membrane; cell volume homeostasis. NCBI's taxonomy places the organism in Eukaryota, Metazoa, Arthropoda, Insecta, Lepidoptera, Pieridae.